This is a messenger RNA of Pteropus alecto (black flying fox), 2151 nucleotides long. It is a transcript of the gene LRRN1, whose product is annotated as leucine rich repeat neuronal 1. NCBI's taxonomy places the organism in Eukaryota, Metazoa, Chordata, Mammalia, Chiroptera, Pteropodidae. Gene Ontology annotation, molecular function: protein binding. The record is from RefSeq and is a predicted model, not a curated record. Bases 1 to 2151 code for a protein of 716 amino acids. The transcript has a single exon.
AUGGCCAGGAUGAGCUUGGCCUUGGCAGCCGGUCGACUGGUGCUGGGCGUGCUGGCGACGUCGCUGCCUGGGGCCGCCCUGCACAGCGGUGAGUGCCCGCAGCUGUGCGUGUGCGAAAUCCGGCCCUGGUUCACGCCGCAGUCCACGUACAGAGAGGCCGCCACCGUGGACUGCAACGACCUCCGCCUGACCGGGAUCCCCGGCAACCUCUCCAGCGACACGCAGGUGCUUCUCCUGCAGAGCAACAGCAUCGCCAAGACCGUGGGCGGGCUGCAGCAGCUCUUCAACCUGACCGAGCUGGACUUCUCCCAGAACAACUUCACGGACAUGAAGGAGGUGGGGCUGGCCAACCUGAGCCAGCUCACCACGCUGCACCUGGAGGAGAACCAGAUCACCGAGAUGCCCGACCACUGCCUGCAGGGCCUCAGCAGCCUGCAAGAGCUCUACAUCAACCACAACCAGAUCAGCACGAUCUCCGCCAAUGCCUUCGCGGGCUUAAGAAAUCUCCUGAGGCUGCACCUGAACUCUAACAGGCUGCGGGUCAUCGACAGCCGCUGGUUCGACGCGACGCCCAACCUGGAAAUCCUCAUGAUCGGGGAGAACCCCGUGGUCGGGAUCCUGGACAUGAACUUCAGGCCCCUCUCCAACCUGAGAAGCUUGGUUCUGGCAGGGAUGUAUCUCACGGACGUCCCCGGGAACGCGCUGGUGGGCCUGGACAGCCUCGAGAGCCUGUCUUUUUACGAUAACAAACUGGUCAGGGUCCCGCAACUCGCCCUGCAGAAAGUCCCAAACCUGAAAUUCUUAGACCUCAACAAAAACCCCAUCCACAGAAUCCAGGAGGGAGACUUCAGGAACAUGCUUCGGCUGAAGGAACUGGGGAUCAACAACAUGGGGGAGCUCGUGUCCGUGGACCGCUACGCCCUCGAUAACCUGCCGGAACUCACCAAGCUGGAAGCCACCAACAACCCCAAGUUAUCUUACAUCCACCGCUCGGCUUUUCGGGGUGUCCCUGCGCUGGAGAGCUUGAUGCUCAACAACAACGCCCUGAACGCCGUCUACCGGAAGACGGUGGAGUCCCUGCCCAACCUGCGUGAGAUCAGCCUGCACAGCAACCCCCUGCGCUGUGACUGCGUCAUCCACUGGGUCAGCUCCAACCAGACCAGCAUCCGCUUCAUGGAGCCCCUGUCCAUGUUCUGCGCCAUGCCGCCCGAGUACCGGGGGCAGCAGGUGAAGGAGGUUCUGAUCCAGGACUCGAGCGAGCGCUGCCUCCCCAUGAUCGCCCACGACACGCCCCCAGCCCACGUGGACGUGGACGUGGGCGCGACAGCACUCCUGGACUGCCGGGCCAUGGCCGAGCCCGAGCCCGAGAUUUACUGGGUCACGCCCCUCGGGAAUAAGAUAAGCGUGGAAACCCCGUCGGAUAAAUACGCGCUCAGCAGCGAGGGCACCUUGGAAAUCUCUAGCGUGCAAACGGAAGACUCGGGGAGGUACACCUGUGUCGCCCAGAACGUCGAAGGGGCAGACACUCGCGUGGUGACAGUUAAAGUCAACGGAACCCUUCUGGAUGGCGCCCAGGUGCUGAAAAUCUACGUCAAGCAGACGGAAUCUCAUUCCAUUCUGGUGUCCUGGAAGGUGAAUUCCAACGUGAUGACGUCGAACUUGAAGUGGUCGUCGGCCACCAUGAAGAUCGACAAUCCCCACAUCACGUACACCGCCAGGGUGCCGGUAGACGUCCACGAGUACAACCUCACUCACCUGCAGCCCUCCACCGACUACGAAGUGUGCCUCACCGUGGCCAGCCUCCACCAGCAGACCCAGAAGUCGUGCGUGAACGUCACGACCAAAACGGCCGCCUUCGCGCUGGACGUCUCCGACCAGGAGACCAGCACCGCCCUCGCCGCCGUGAUGGGGUCCAUGUUCGCCGUCAUCAGCCUUGCGUCCGUGGCCGCGUACGUUGCCAGACGGUUCAAGAGGAAAAACUACCACCACUCGUUAAAAAAGUACAUGCAAAAGACGUCUUCCAUCCCGCUGAACGAGCUGUACCCCCCGCUCAUUAACCUCUGGGAGGGCGACUCCGAGAAGGACAAGGACGGCCCCGCCGACGCCAAGCCCCCCCAGGUCGACACGUCCAGAAGCUACUACAUGUGGUGA